Messenger RNA from Aaosphaeria arxii CBS 175.79, 1158 nucleotides. RefSeq lists its product as uncharacterized. The coding region runs from base 1 to 1158 and encodes 385 amino acids. The transcript has a single exon. The record is from RefSeq and is a predicted model, not a curated record. Lineage: Eukaryota; Fungi; Ascomycota; Dothideomycetes; Pleosporales.
AUGGCGCCAAUCUCCCCACCCCCCAGCCCAUCCGCCCGCCAACACCACCACCACCACAUCAUCCCCCCCUCCCGUCUCCGCAAGCGCGACCGCCUGCGUCCCGCCGUCAUCCUCCUCGCCGUGCUCUCGAUCCUCUGGACGGGAAACCGCCUGCGCACCGCGGCUGCUGCAGGGGAGGGAGGCAUGUACGCGUAUCCGCUGCGGGGCGGGGGGGAGGUGAAUUCGUUUGUUGGAGGCGGGGCGGUGCUUCCACAUGUUGCUUCUGGGGCGGGACUUGGGGAUGAGUUGGUCGAGGGGAAGGGAGGGGAUGAGGAGGGGGAGAAGAAGAAGGUGGGGGAGAGUGUUUGGGGGACUCAUGGGGUUGUUGGGGGGUGGUUGUUUAAGCCUAAGGAGAAGGAUACGGGGACUGGGAAGACGACGACGACGAACGAGACGGGUGGGGAGGGGAAGAAGGGUGGUGUGUUGGGGAGUCUUUGGCGGGAGCAUGUCGCUGUGAAGGAGGAUAAAGAUGACGGUGGGACGCUGGGAUCUAUAGCUGCUGUCGAGCCGGCGACGCCAGAUGCGAAGGAUGGUGGUUCCAGUGGGGAGAAGACGGAGUACAUAUCUCCCUCGCUGGCGGAACAGUUUGCGCAGGAGAAGGAAAUGUAUAUGGACGCCAGUCGGGUCUCGCAUGACGGCGGCGACGGUCGUACUCCUCCGCUGCCAGUGCCCGUACAAGCAGGUCUCGCCGUGCCAGCAGCAGACCAAGAUACGACGGCUUCAUUGCCAGCACCUGAGCAUAAACAGGCUUUGCAAGACGACUACGACAACGACGCAGUUGCCCUCUUACCUCAAAAAAUCCCAGAAACAGCUCUAAAGCCACCCGUCGAAUCUGGCCUUGAACCUCUCCCGCUGCCACUACCAACGCCAUCCAGGAACGACCAACUCACAACCCCGGCAGCGGGACUCGAACCUUCGACGAAUCCCGCGGCCGCAGACCAACACGCAACGUGGGAGGAGGGCGUUGGCCAGGAGGCGGAUGCGAAUGCAGAUGCAGAUGCGGAUGCAAACGCUGCUGCACGGGUGUCGGAUUCGAAACAACAGCACCAUGGGGGCGCAAUGUUGGGUGCCAUGAACAUGGGCAGCAUGGGCCUGAGUGGCGGGUUUAGAAGGUCGUAA